CGGUGAAGGAGGAAGCACCCCCUUACACCAGCUGCCGUGUUGAGCGGGUUACUUGGAAAAAGAGUAAGUGCAUAGGUGUGUGAUAUGUUCAUCUGUGCAAGUGUCCGAGUGUCCAAGGGUUCGUGUCCACGCGUCACUGAGGCUAAGUGGUACUAAAGUGUCCGACAGUGGUUCCUUAAGUGACGCUGAUAUGCUGUGUCUUGGUGAGGGAGGCAAAAGUUAGUGUUUCCUUGACUCUCUGAAUUUCUGCUUUGCUCACCAUCUAUUGCAGUUUAUUUGACAGUCGCUUUGUUUUGGUCAUAAAGGGGCAAAAAACAGUGAGUAAUUUUGGGUGAGCUUCUAUCUAAAGUUUACCAUUACGGCAGUACUUUUUAUAGUCAUUGUAUCUUAGCUAUCGAGACAAAUUCACAGCGUUUGCUUGACUCAGUAAGCGUGAGUGUGUUUCCGUCUUUUGUUUAUGGGAGUGAUUCCUCGAACAAGUGUGUGUCAACUGUCUUUGUCAAACUCAGAGACUGUGAAAGCAAGGAAUUGGAGAAGAAGACACGAGGCAAUAGAUGCACUCGUAAAGGAAACGCAAAUGGACAGAAAAACGCCACUAACGAGAGUAUCGAGGUGAUAUCGUGUGGAAUACAUUAAUACACAACUAAAGGUUAAUCAUCAGUGAACUGUUGGUGCUCUCAGUGACACAAGGCGUGCUGAGUAAUGGACUGAAGUGCUCCGGGAGAGAAACUGUGAAUUCUGACCACUCUUUUCUAAGUACAAGGAAAAAUUACGGUUUUUGGUGCAUAACAACGAAAAAUUACACACUGCCAAUAAAACUGAAAAAUUUGAAGAACGAAUAUCACACGCUACGUAAGAACAAGGACUAAAACGAAACUUUUGCUGUGAGAACGUAGAAAAAACUCGAUCUGUGAGAACAGUAAAAAACAACUUUUCUCUUUAAGAACACAGACAAUAAAACGUGAAGUGACUGAUAAAAAGAACAAGUAAACAAAAAAAUAAGAAGUUAAAGGAAAUAGAAAAAAUAUAUAUAUAAAAAACUAACUAUAGAAAACAAAAACAACUGAAAUCUUAAAACACGCCCCUGAAAAGAAAACAAAGGAAAUAGAACUAGAAAACAGGAAAUAGAAUACUUGAAACCUUCCCAAAAGUCGAGGCAAUGCUGGAAAAAAGCAUAUCAUAAAAAUUGCACUUGCCAAAACUGUCGCCAAAAGAGAGACGCAGCCACGCAGGAGGUCUACCUCAAUAACGCCUGACCCCGAUCCAUAGCAGAGUGAACCUUGCCAAGAGAGAAAUGUUGUAGCACUUCCUGCCAUGAUGGAGCUGGUAACACUGCUGCCCAGAAGAUUCCAGCUGGCAAUACUGCUUGUCCUGUUGGCUGUCCACGUCUGUACAGCGAACACAGGAAAGCCUAAGAAGGAACCAUUGAAGUUGUGGACGCCACCAGAGUUUGACGAGAGUAUUCCCCGCAUCCUCACCGUGAUGGAGGGCGAGCCAGCCACCCUGCAGUGCGUCGUCACCAAGCUAAGAGGCAGAUCCGUGUCGUGGAUUCGCCAAAGGGACCUUCACGUGAUCUCUGCCAAUGACCUGACCUUCACCACAGACGGCAGAUUCAAGGUGGCUUUUGACAACGAGACCUCAGCAUUCACAUUACGAGUCAUCAAGGCGCUGAGGAAUGACUCCGGAGUGUACGAGUGUCAAAUUAAUACUCGGCCCAAGCUGUCGCGUGCCUUCAAUCUUUCUGUAGUGGUUCCCGCCGCCAGGAUACCGGGGCCCAAGGAACUGUUCAUUAAGAGUGGAUCCACCCUCGUCCUUACAUGCGUGGCUCACCUUCACCCCAACGCCCUAAGCACCGUGGAAUGGACGCACAAUACGACUCCAAUGACCAUCACAGGGGCGCGGGGCGGGGUCAGCAUUCACACAGAGAAGGCGGGACGGCUCUUCUCUUCUAAGCUGUCAGUGGUUCGCGUGGCGCCUCAAGAUGCUGGAAACUACACGUGCAAGCCAGAUGGAGUCCCGUCCGCCUCUGCCACUGUGUUUAUUGUCGAUGAAGACAUCCCAGCAGCAAUGCAUCACGACAGCGCAGCGAGGCGGGGACACUACACCACUGGCCUCCUGCACGUCGCCCUCCACACACACCUUGUUCUCCACAGCUCCUCCUCCACCUUCCACUCCACCUGCGUCGCCGCCUCUCUCUUAUGACUAGGCCUGGUGUUAGCUACUGGCGAGGCGGGACUUGUCAAUACAGUGCUCUUGUUAUCCUGGUGACACAAAGCUGGGUUAGUUGUUAGUAUCUUGUAAAUAGUCGUGUGUGUUUGAAUGAUAGAUGUGGCGUAUUUAGAUGUCCAGUGUGUGUGUGUGUGUGUGUGUGUGUGUGUGUGUGUGUGUGUGUGUGUGUACUGUGUUUUUCUAAUGAUCAAUGUCGUGAGUAACCAAAGAGAUACAAACUUAUGGGAGGAGGACGAAAAAAGAACGAAAAAAAGGAAGAAAAAGAAAGGAAGGAAGGAAGAAAGGAAGGAAAGGGAGAAGAAAAAAAGCAAAAAAAAAAAGGAAAAAGGAAAAAAAUAAAAACUGCACUAACUUUUCCGGGAACGAAGAAGGAAGUAACGAAAGUAUAUAUGAGUUUGGAACGGUGAAGUGUGUGUGUGUGUGUGUGUGUGUGUGUGUGUGUGUGUGUGUGUGUGUGUGUGUGUGUGUGUGUGUGUGUGUGUGUGUGAUGAACGUUCGCUCUGCCCCUCCUUGCCGCCUCCCUAAGUGUUGCCUCAAGGGGGGAAAAAAAGACGUGUGACAUUAGAUUUUCGUCUCAGUGGUCGCGCUUUUUACCAAGGUACGUUUCUUGAGGGAGCCGCGCACCUUGCUGCCUCACUCCUCCCUGCAGGCAUAGAGAGAGAGAGAGAGAGAGAGAGAGAGAGAGAGAGAGAGAGAGAGAGAGAGAGAGAGAGAGAGAGAGAGAGAGAGAGAGAGAGAGAGAGAGAGAGAGAGAGAGAGAGAGAGAGAGAGAGAGAGAGAGUGUGUGUGUGUGUGUGUGUGUGUGUGUGUUCUAUGUGUGGGUGUUGAAGAAGGGAAAAGUUUUUGGGGUAUGAAGUCUUAUGAAGGAGUCGGCAAACUGUAUGUAACAUUUCUUUUUGUCUUUUCUUUAGUCAUCCCUCCCCUCCAGCGUUCAAUUAUAGGCACGUUUUCUACAGCUUGUUCUCUGUCUUGAAAUAAACAUGUGCUAUUA
Portunus trituberculatus (swimming crab) is the source of this 3220-nucleotide messenger RNA. RefSeq names its product protein turtle homolog A-like. The record is from RefSeq and is a predicted model, not a curated record. Lineage: Eukaryota; Metazoa; Arthropoda; Malacostraca; Decapoda; Portunidae. Gene Ontology annotation, biological process: synapse organization. The transcript is spliced from 8 exons. Gene Ontology annotation, cellular component: neuron projection membrane. Bases 1315 to 2202 code for a protein of 295 amino acids.